Scleropages formosus (Asian bonytongue) is the source of this 2837-nucleotide messenger RNA. RefSeq names its product inhibitor of nuclear factor kappa B kinase regulatory subunit gamma (gene ikbkg). Lineage: Eukaryota; Metazoa; Chordata; Actinopteri; Osteoglossiformes; Osteoglossidae. Gene Ontology annotation, cellular component: cytoplasm; IkappaB kinase complex; nucleus. Gene Ontology annotation, biological process: positive regulation of canonical NF-kappaB signal transduction. Gene Ontology annotation, molecular function: K63-linked polyubiquitin modification-dependent protein binding. The record is from RefSeq and is a predicted model, not a curated record. The transcript has 16 exons. Bases 282 to 2180 code for a protein of 632 amino acids.
UUCCUCCAAAUAAGCGAUACUGGAAAGCAGUUGGGAUGCCACGGAAUAUUUUUACAUUGUGUGUGUCUUGCGUUAUUAUUCUUUUAACCAAACAGAUGACAUUAUAAACUUCCAAAGGUUUCUUGAGGGAACGGACUGAGGACAUUGACACACUGUACUCGGUACUAGUGGAUUCGCUUCUCCGCAGAUGGUCUGUGCCCACGCGAGCGAGGUAGUAGGGCGGCUCGCGCUCGGGGCUCGAGGGACACACUGAAGAUUAGAGACGAAGUUCGUGCAGGGUUAUGGUUCAGCCACAGGCUCAAGCUGGUAGUGCACUGAAGUGGGAGAUGGCAGGCGGAGAGGGGAUCGGGGUUGGCAGUCAAGGGUCCCUCCGGGUACCGCCUGAUUUGGCAGACAGUGAGGCUGUGAACAGGCUCCUUGGGGACAAUCAUCAGCUAAGAGAGGCCUUGAGGCGCAGUAAUGUGGCUCUCAAGGAAAGAUGUGAGGAGAUGGAAGAGUGGCAGCAGAGGUCACGGAAGGAGAGAGAGUUCCUCAGCUGCCGCUUUCAGGAGGCCAGGGCUCUUGUCGAAAGACUUUCUGAAGAAAACCAUGCACUUCUAGCAAAGCUGAACCACACAGGUGCUCACACGAAUGGAAGAAGCAUGAGAAAGGAGCAGAACUCGAUUGGCACACAGAUAAAUGACCUCCCUCUCGCUCUUGAUAUGUCAAAGAAUAAGGGAGAAACGGAACUGAAGGACUUGGAGAAUGCAACAGACAGACAGACUCCCCCAAGCAGUUUGCUGUCUUCAUCUCAGUGCGGCAAAGCCGACUCAAGUAUUUGUAGCUUCAUCAGUAGUGUCUUCCCAAGCCUAUCUGGCAGUUUAACAUCAGCUGAAGGGGAGGUCUGUGGAAAGGCAGAGGGUGAGGCCUGCAGCAAGCCCAUUGAUGGUGCCAAUGAGUUCUUAAAGCUGCUGAAGAGCCAUAAAGAAAAGCUAGAGGAGAACCUGCAGGAAUUCAGGAUUAAAAACAAGGAGCUGGAGAGGAAGAGAGAAGAGGUUGAGGAAGAACGAGAUUGCCUGCGCAAUGCUAAUGCACAACUGCAGUUAGAGCUCUCUCAGAUACAGGGUGGAGGUGUAUUGAAGGAUAUGCUUCAACGGUCAGACUCACAGGCUUCCAACUCUGAAAGUGCCCAUUUGGCCAGUCUGGUAGAGGAGCUGCAGAUUGCCCAGGCCAGGUAUAAAGAACUUGUCGAGAAAUAUGACUCUCUCCAGAAAAGUACAGCUCAACGAGAUAAAAGUGAAGCGCGACUGAAGCAGAAGGACAAAGAUUUUGGACAGAUGACCAAAGAUAGUGAAGCGCUCAAGUCCCAGGUUACUUCUUUGUUAGGGGAGCUGCAGGAGAGACAAACAUGUCUGGAAAACAGUGAGAAAGAAAGGGAAAGACUGCAAGAAAGACUCUCUACUAAGACAGAGGCCCUGCAGUUUGCCGAAAGGGAGCUGGAGCAGUUGAAGAAGCAGCACAGUGUGACAGUGGACCAACUGCGGCUGCAGACAGAGAACCUGGAAACAGCUCUUAAGACGGAGAGGCAUUUCCUCACAGAGGAGAAGAGAAAGCUGGCUCAGUUACAACGUGCUUAUACACAAUUAUUCCAGGACUAUGAUACAAAGCUUAAAAAUGAGAGUCAAGUCAAACAAAGGGGUGGUGAGGUGGAGGACCUGGCAUGCAGACUGGAGGAGGCAGAAAGAGCUCUGGCUCUGAAACAGGACCUCAUUGACAAGCUUAAGGAAGAGGUGGAGCAGCAGAGAACGUCUCUGGAAACCAUUCCUGUUCUCACUGCCCAGGCAGAAAUAUUCAAAGCAGACUUCCUAGCAGAGAGAGAGGCCAGGGAGAAGCUGAACCAGCGCAAAGAGGAGCUGCAAGAGCAGCUGAAUAAGACCCUGGCUGAGCUGGACAGGAUGAAACAGGAGGGCACAUCAAGAGCACGCAUGGAGGUGAUGCAGCAGAGACACCUAGAGGACUUCCAGUCUGGUCGACCCCCUCAAGCAGGAAUGUUUGCGGGAGCAACAGUGCCAUUCAGUCCCUCAUCCUUCCGGAGGCAAAGUAUGUCAGAGGAGCUGCCUGACUUCCGCUGCCCAAAGUGCCAGUAUCAGGCACCAGAGAUGGACACCUUGCAGAUCCACGUCAUGGACUGCAUCCAGUGAUAGAGGCUGCUCAGUGACUGACCAAAUUCCCUCAAUGGGAUCAAUAUACGGUAUACUGCAGGAGUGGACCAUGAAGUACAAGUUAAAAUUAGGACGACUUAUUUGGAUGUUAAUGCUUGUGGCUUAGAAGACAGGAUCUGUUAUGCAAUAUUUGAUUUUUCUUUUACACUCUGAAGAAACACUGACAGUUUUAUCUAUAUGCAAAAGGAAUGUUUAUUUUAAUGUAAUUAUAACAGUUUUAAUACAAACUUUUGUUAAUACAUGCAAGUUGUUUUGGAAUGUUGCUCCGUUUCUGUAAUGCAGAUUUCCUUUAUACAGAAUGUUUGUGGUACAACAUGCUUUUGUGUGCCAUUGCUGUUCCGUUGUCAGUGUCUUCAGAAUGUACGUGAUCUGUACUUGUAUAUUCAAGAUUUUUUUAAAAAUAAAAUGUUACAUUUAUUAUAGCUUUCCAUGAAUAAAACGUAACAGAAUAUUUUUGUGCCCAGUUAUGGCUGAUUUGAUGUCCAUGUUCAGACCCAUAUUCACUGUGCUGUAGUUAGACCAGGGGUUUUUCAUCUGUAGUCCAUGGAUGCCAGAGGGGUCUGUGAGUUGCAGACCUGGUUUGAAAAUUUCACUGUCUAAAGUAAAAUAACUUGUACUGGUACUGUCUAUUACAUA